CAAGUGAAAGGAUAUGGUUUAAAGUUUAAACAUAUAGAAGCCACACAAAAACUGAAGAACCAGCAGCAGAUGGAGGGAUUACAACAAGUAGGACUUCCGGUGCUCGGAAUCGUAGCCGCAGCCGCGGUCACCUUCUAUGUCGUCAGCUUCUCCGAGCUCCGAGAGAAAUCAAUGAAUAGAGACUGGGACGAAGACGAUGAAACCGGAGGGUUUAAAACGUCUUUAAGCUCAAGAGAAAGGAGAGCUAGAAGAAAAGCCCAAAAACAGAGUAAUAAUAAACCAUAGAUUUUUAUUCUUUCUGUUUUUGUAAUUUUCAAAUUUUGUUUCCGUUGUUAUCAAACUUGUUGAAUUUCUACUCCAGUAUAAUAAAAUGUUCAAAUGGUGUUAUCUGAUCA
This is a messenger RNA of Helianthus annuus (common sunflower), 395 nucleotides long. RefSeq lists its product as uncharacterized. The record is from RefSeq and is a predicted model, not a curated record. NCBI's taxonomy places the organism in Eukaryota, Viridiplantae, Streptophyta, Magnoliopsida, Asterales, Asteraceae. The transcript is spliced from 2 exons. Bases 70 to 285 code for a protein of 71 amino acids.